Molecule: messenger RNA, 947 nt
Organism: Fragaria vesca subsp. vesca
Lineage: Eukaryota; Viridiplantae; Streptophyta; Magnoliopsida; Rosales; Rosaceae
Product: protein RER1B-like
Exons: 4
Coding region: 107-691 (194 amino acids)
Biological process (GO): retrograde vesicle-mediated transport, Golgi to endoplasmic reticulum; protein retention in ER lumen
Cellular component (GO): Golgi membrane
Source: RefSeq, a predicted model, not a curated record
CGAAGCAGAGAUCGUCUCUCUCUCUCUCUCCGCUUCAAACGUCUCUCAUCGGACUCGAAAACGUCGCCGUUUCGUCAAGGGAAUUGAAGAGGCUAAUAGGUUGAUCAUGGAAGGAGGAGGAGUGGCGAGUGAUGCAGGCUCGGCGGUGGCGCCGAUUGCCAAGUGGAGGGAUGAGUUUGCAAGGACAUUUCAGUACUACUUGGACCGGUCGACUCCUAACCCGGUCCACAGGUGGCUGGGGACACUGGCUGUGGCUGCGAUUUACGUGUUGCGAGUUUACUUGGUUCAGGGGUUCUACAUUGUGUCUUAUGGAUUGGGGAUUUAUAUCUUGAAUCUGUUGAUUGGGUUUUUGUCGCCGAAGGUUGAUCCGGAGCUUGAGGGCUUGGAUGGGGCUGCAUUGCCGAUGAGGGGAUCGGAUGAGUUUAAGCCAUUUAUCCGCCGCCUUCCUGAGUUCAAGUUCUGGUAUUCCAUUACAAAGGCUUUCUGUGUCGCCUUUCUGAUGACCUUCUUCUCUGUUUUUGAUGUCCCUGUUUUCUGGCCCAUACUCCUCUGUUAUUGGAUUGUUCUUUUUGUCCUUACAAUGAAGCGCCAAAUCAUGCACAUGAUCAAGUACAAGUAUGUUCCAUUCAGCAUUGGAAAGCAGAGGUAUGUAGGGAAGCCUGCUGGAAGUAGUAGUGGCUCUGCGGACUGAAGGUUAGGGAAACAGAAUGGAAAGAAGUGCAGUGUUCAAAUGUUUUUAGUUAUUCUGAACACCUUUCUCGUCAACUCUUGCAAAGUUAUAGAUAUGUCGAUCUUUGCAUCCUAUUAGGAUUUAACAAGCAGAUGUAACUUGCAUAACUCGAGUUCCUCGCCUCUUCUUAAUCUGAAUUUUCCUAAUUUUGUCCUGUAAAUACUGCUCUUUUUUCUGCAUUACUUCGGAAUGUUGAAGACAUAUUGCUGCCUGCUUU